Messenger RNA from Dryobates pubescens (Downy woodpecker), 1374 nucleotides. RefSeq names its product Rieske Fe-S domain containing (gene RFESD). The coding region runs from base 25 to 612 and encodes 195 amino acids. The record is from RefSeq and is a predicted model, not a curated record. The transcript is spliced from 4 exons. Gene Ontology annotation, molecular function: 2 iron, 2 sulfur cluster binding. NCBI's taxonomy places the organism in Eukaryota, Metazoa, Chordata, Aves, Piciformes, Picidae.
CCACAGGCACGGCAAGGAGAGGCCAUGCUGGAUCUCAUCAUCCUGAGCCUCCAUUUCCUCCUCUGCUUUCUCAUCUUCCUUGUGAUCUGGCGUGGACCCAAGGAUGCAGAUUUGUGCAGCUCAAGCACAGCAACAGCUGAAGAGGAGCCAGAUGGUCUCAUAUUAAUUGGCAAAGAAGAUGACAUAAAGAGGUCUGGAAGAGCCACAGCCAAAGUUGAUGGCAGAGAAGUUGUUGUUUUCUACCACAGGGGGAAGUUUCAUGCUCUGGACUCUCGCUGCUACCAUGAAGGAGGCCCUUUACCUCGUGGAGAAAUAGAGGAUAUCGAUGGCCAAGCCUGCAUUGUUUGUCCUUGGCAUAAGUAUAAAAUCACUUUAGAAACAGGAGAAGGUUUAUAUGAAGGAGUAAACCCUUUGGAGCCCUCACCAAGACCAAAAUGGCUAUCAAUGGGAGUCAAGCAGAGGAUUCACCAAGUCACAGUAGCCAAUGGCAAGGUUUAUGUGAGCCCUCCAGACCUGUCUGUCAAAUUUGACUCAGAUUAUUUUGCUGAGAAGUACAAGAAAAGUGGAGGUGUAGAUAUGGAAGAGCAAAGCCACUCACCAGCUGCAGAGUAAGUUAUGGCUAGAAAGCAGGAUCCUGGUUGAUGCCCCAAAGAAGAGCCAAGGGUGUGGUGGAAGUCACCGUGGGCACGAAGGCUGUCUCCAGAUUAACUUCUGUUCUUGAAGAUACAUCAAAGCAUGGGAAGAGGUGGAACUGAGGGAGCAAAGCAGCUCUUCAUUGUCAGAGGUGUGGCCUCUUGCCAGUGGUUUUGGGGUUUUGGCACUGGCAUUGCCCAAAAAAGGCUAAUUAACAGCAGAGUGCUUGGUGGCAUUUGGUGUUUUAGAAGCCCUAUUUCUGCUAGAAUUGUCUUGAUUUUUAGAAGGGGAUAUAGUGUACCUUACUGCUUGUAAAGCCCAAGGCAUAGCUUAGGGUGAGUAGUCAGGUGUAAAGGUUAUGUUUACUUAUUUAACAGUUUAUACUCUGAGUGCCUUUGGUAAAAAUGACACAAAGAAAAUUUAGGCUUUUUAGGUCGUUGAACCAAUCUCUGGAUGCUUAUUGAGUGCCACAAAGGGGAAGUGCCAAAACCUGAGCAGAGUUCAGUGAACUGUUUGCAGGGUGAUACCUUAAACCCAUACAAGUGUUUGUGCUCCCUCUCACUGAGCUCCUCUGGUUAGCUAUAAUGUGACUAGCAGUUGUCAUUGAGAUCUUCUUCCUGAUGCUGGGUGGGUGUGACAACCAAAGAGGAAGAAGGUGGUGGGGAUAAAAAAAGUCCAAAACCUGCUGCAUGAUGUGGUGUCUCUUGUUUGCAUUCCUUUGUUGUGAAUACAUGGUUCAGA